AGUUCUAGUUUUUUAAGUAAAAAAAAAAACAAAUGUGAAUUAUUAUGAAUCCGUUAGCUUAAAAGUGACUUUGCAAAACUUGAAAUUUCUCCAUUAGCAAUUUAAUGUGGUAUAUUUAAGAGAUGCAUAAAAAUGUUCUUGCAUUAUUUUUGGGUUCUAACGUAUAAAUUGGAUCGAUGCAAUCAGAAUGUCAUCAUUCAGUUAUCUCAACGACAACUAAAAAUCAAUCUCAAAAUGAAAUUCGUUAUUGUUUUCUCUGCUCUCUUCGCUGUUGCCAUGUGCGCUUCCGUCCCACAGGAUUCAGCUCACGCUGAAGUCCUCCGUUAUGACAACGACAACAUUGGAGUUGAAGGAUACAAAUACGCUCUUGAGACCAGCGAUGGCAAGUCUGUUAGCGAAGAAGGAGUCUUGAACAAUCUUGGCAAGGAAGGCGAAUCUAUUGCUGUCCGUGGAUCAUACAGCUACGUCGCACCCGAUGGUGUCACCUACACCGUCACCUACAUCGCUGACCAAAACGGUUUCCAACCACAAGGUGCUCAUUUGCCAGUUGGUCCCGAAAUCAAGUAAAUAAAUUGAUCUUGCCAUCACAACUAGGACAUAGUUCGCCGUUGAAGUUCACUGACUGAUAGUUUUGUAUCAAUUGGUUGCUCGACAAUUGUAAACUUGUUUAAUUAAUGCCAUUCUGAUUUUAAGGAAACAAUAAACAAAAUAUGCAAAAAAUCUUUUUCUUUUG
Messenger RNA from Episyrphus balteatus (marmalade hoverfly), 733 nucleotides. Its product is annotated as flexible cuticle protein 12-like. The record is from RefSeq and is a predicted model, not a curated record. Gene Ontology annotation, cellular component: chitin-based extracellular matrix. The transcript is spliced from 3 exons. Bases 133 to 567 code for a protein of 144 amino acids. Lineage: Eukaryota; Metazoa; Arthropoda; Insecta; Diptera; Syrphidae. Gene Ontology annotation, molecular function: structural constituent of chitin-based larval cuticle.